CUUGCUCACCACGUACAGGCGACAAGCAAGGAAGAUGACUGGACUGGGACCAAUGAUGCCGCAGCACGCAGGCGGGCACAGACUAGACUCAACACAAGGGCAUACCGAAAACGCAAAGCCUCGGCAAAGAAAGCCGAAGCAUCCAGUGCCACAACCGCGACACUGAUCAGGUCAGAAGCGCUGGUUGAAUGCUGGGACAUUAAGCAGCAAUCGGUCUCCAUCGUCCCAAAAUCCCGUAUGAAGCAACUGUACAAUGCGAGAAAUCCCUUACUGCCACGUAAACCUAAAAAGGAGCAGUUCAAUAUGGUUUUCCCCCUUUGUCCAGACCACCUCAUCACACUCCUCCAAUUCAACGCCCUCCGCGCCUUGGCCGUUAACCGCACUCUGAUAUCGGGUAUACUCGUCACGCCGCUCGACUGUGGUGAGGAAGUUAUCCACGUUAUCCCCUACCCCACCAAGCCCGAACUGCUCCCUCCAACACUCCUGCCCACCACCCUUCAACAAACAGUGCCGCACGGCGAUUGGAUUGACAUUUUUCCGUGUCCCGUGGCACGAGACCGCCUGAUCCGGGCCGCCGGCACCUUCGACGAAGACGAUUUGUGGGUCGACUGCAUCGGCGGACUGUACGAGGGCUUUCCCGACGACGAGGUCGAGCGACGCGGCAUCGUUGCGUGGUCGCCACCCUGGGAUAUUACCGGGUGGGAGAUGUCGGAAGGGUGUCUGAGGAAAUGGGGGUGGUUAUUUGGAGGGUUGCCGGGGGCGUUAGAGGCGACGAAUCGGUGGCGGGUGAAGAGAGGAGAGAAGCCGUUCAUUCAUGAUGACUGCACGUCGCAUUAA
Truncatella angustata is the source of this 837-nucleotide messenger RNA. RefSeq lists its product as uncharacterized. The transcript is spliced from 2 exons. Lineage: Eukaryota; Fungi; Ascomycota; Sordariomycetes; Amphisphaeriales; Sporocadaceae. The record is from RefSeq and is a predicted model, not a curated record. The annotation marks the transcript as partial.